Messenger RNA from Columba livia (rock pigeon), 3479 nucleotides. It is a transcript of the gene RABGEF1, whose product is annotated as RAB guanine nucleotide exchange factor 1. Lineage: Eukaryota; Metazoa; Chordata; Aves; Columbiformes; Columbidae. Gene Ontology annotation, cellular component: endocytic vesicle; cytosol. Gene Ontology annotation, molecular function: DNA binding; guanyl-nucleotide exchange factor activity; zinc ion binding. The record is from RefSeq and is a predicted model, not a curated record. The coding region runs from base 132 to 1730 and encodes 532 amino acids. Gene Ontology annotation, biological process: vesicle-mediated transport. The transcript is spliced from 10 exons.
CCCGCCCCGGAAGCGGGGACACGCCCUUCCGGCGCCACCGCGGAGGGCAGGAGGCGCCGGGCCGCCGUGAGGAGAGCGGAGCAGCGCGGAGCGGAGCGGCCGCCCCCGCCGCCCGGGGCAACCGGAAGAAAAUGAACCAGAAAUCUGAACGCAGAGGAAUUCACGUUGAUCAGUCAGAGCUCCUGUGCAAGAAGGGAUGUGGUUACUAUGGCAAUCCUGCUUGGCAGGGAUUUUGCUCCAAGUGCUGGAGAGAGGAAUACCAUAAGGCCAGGCAGAAACAGAUUCAAGAGGAUUGGGAGCUGGCAGAGCGGCUUCAGCGUGAGGAGGAAGAAGCUUAUGCCAGUAGUCAGAGUACCCAAGGGGCACAGUCACUGACAUUUUCAAAAUUUGAAGAAAAGAAAACCAAUGAGAAAACACGAAAGGUCACUACCGUGAAGAAGUUCUUCACCGCUUCUUCCAGAACAGGAGCUAAGAAGGUGGCUCAAGAGAAAAUCGUUAAGCAAGGACAGCUUGGGAGGGAGCGAAAUGCUGAUAACAUUCUCAGGGAUUUGAAGGAGAUUUUUACUCCCUCCUGGGAACUGGCUUCCCCUACCGAAGCAGAGAUCCAAGAAGCCAAGGCUCCCAGCCCUUCUAUAAACAGGCAGGCGAGCAUCGAGACAGAUCGCGUAUCCAAGGAAUUCAUCGAAUUUCUCAAGACGUAUCAUAAACCUGGACAAGAUAUCUAUAAGCAAUGUAAACUAUUUUUGGACACCAUGAAUCAUAAAAGGCACUUGAGUAUUGAGGAGCAAUCUGAAUGUGCCCAGGACUUCUAUCAAAAUGUAGCAGAGAAAUUACAGACGCGUUGGAAAGUGCCCCCUGAAAAGGUUGAGAAAGCAAUGGAUCAGAUUGAAAAAUACAUUAUGACUCGACAGUAUAAAUAUGUCUUUUGCCCUGAAACAACUGAUGAUGAGAAGAAAGAUCUUGCUGUCCAGAAGAGAAUCAGGGCUUUGCACUGGGUAACUCCACAAAUGCUGUGUGUUCCGGUCAAUGAAGAAAUUCCAGAAGUCUCUGAUAUGGUUGUAAAAGCAAUUACAGACAUUAUCGAAAUGGAUUCAAAGCGCGUCCCUCGUGAUAAAUUAGCAUGCAUCACCAAGUGCAGCAAGCAUAUAUUUAAUGCUAUUAAAAUCACAAAAAAUGAACCAGCUUCUGCUGAUGACUUUCUUCCAACACUUAUAUACAUUGUUUUGAAGGGAAACCCACCCCGUCUGCAGUCUAACAUCCAGUAUAUCACACGCUUCUGUAAUCCAAGCAGGCUAAUGACGGGAGAAGACGGCUACUAUUUUACCAACCUGUGCUGUGCCGUGGCCUUCAUUGAAAAACUGGAUGCUCAGUCUUUAAAUCUAAGCCAAGAAGAUUUUGAUCGGUUUAUGACUGGUCAGGUGUCCCCGAAGAAGCAAGAAGCCGACAGCUUUUCCCCUGAUGUGUGCCUGGGUGUUAAGCAAAUGUAUAAAAACUUAGACCUGCUAUCUCAGUUGAAUGAGAGACAGGAAAGGAUUGUCAAUGAAGCCAAGAAGCUUGAGAAAGACCUCAUAGAUUGGACUGACGGAGUUACAAAGGAAGUCCAAGAUAUUGUUGAGAAAUAUCCAUUAGAAAUAGAACCAAAAAAUCAAGCCUUAGCAGCUAUUGACUCUGAAAAUGUGGAGAAUGACAAGCUGCCCCCACCACUGCAGCCUCAGGUUUAUGCAGGAUAAUUCUCGCUCUUAACUUUGAAAAGCAUCAUUAUCCUCACCUAGUAAUAUCUACUACUUGGGAAGGAAAAUAAAUGUAAGGCUAAAAAUCAGAUGAGCUUAAAUCAGUACAUUUUUAAAGGUACCUUUUUUUUUUUUUGUUAAGUGUAAUGAAUUGUAUUUAUUUUAGUCAAGUAGAUUUCUAUUAGGCUUUUGUGGGUUUUUGAACUGGAUUUAAAUUUUCUACACAAACCGGUGUAAUUUUUAAGCAACACUAGUCAAUUGGCAUCUUGCCCCGAAAUCUUCCUUCUAGGCAUGCACUUACUUGUUUUUAAUAAUUAGUUUAAUUUCCAGCAUUUGAGUUCAAGCAGAAACUCAAAAGAUACUAAUGUUAGUCUGAGUUUAUUCUGUAGCUGUAAAGAUGACAUAUAUAUUGUAAAAUAUGUACAAUUGUAAAUAGAUUUAAAAUCAUGUCUCAGCUGUGCAUGACAUCUUGUGUAUGAGUGCAAAUGAUACAGAAGUGUUCAUUUUGGCACCUUUCAGUUAAGUCACGUUGCAGUAUAAAGGCAAGUCCACUGAUAAUGUUGCGGUAAGCUGGGUGGUGUAACUGAUGAAUUAGAGUCAGGCAGGAUAUUGUUGUAACCAUUUGAAAACUUGACACUCAUCCUGUAAUCUGCUCUAUAAAAAAAAGGAAAUGCUAUUUAAAAUAUGACAUUUCUUCAUGUAAAUGUCCUCUCUGCUUUGUCAGUACACCUGGGAGCCCUCAGCCCUGCACGUAAGUGCUGAUGUUACUGCUCUUGAGGAGAACGUCGGGCCGAGCUUCAGAAAGGAAGGAAAUAUUUCAUGUGGAUCCAAAAGGGCUUGGGGAGGAGGUAGUGCAAGAGUUGCACAUGGAGUGGCUUUUUGCCUCAUCAGUGGGUUAGGUCUUGGUUGCUUUUUUGACAAUCCUGGUAGAUAAAUAAGUUCCUAUAACUAGAGGCUGCUUUUUAGAAGAGCAUGAGCCACUGCUCUGAGCAGAAAGGUGCGCUCUAUUUUCAUGUAACAUCAAUUUUCUGAUAUUUGGUGACCCCCCCUUUAGCAAAGUUAACCUUGCUGAGGUGUUGAACAUCAAGGUAAAAAGGGCUUUAUAUCACUAGAAGUUUAAUCAGUGUAUUUAAUCAGCUCCUUCCACAAAAAGUAACCUCUUGCCAAAUAACUUUUUUAUGCCAGUGAAACGUUUUGUAUACAAUUUAAAUUAUCUUCCAGUUAAUCUAUUCUGCCAUCACUUCUUUGUGUACCCGAGAUAUCGAACAUAAAGCUGCUUUAGCUGAGCUACUCCUGAGCAAUGUUAAAUUCUCACUAUCAAGGAGGGAAGGACCUACCUCUUCAUUACGAUCCACUGCUUUAAAAACACUUAUUUUAAAUUUGCACUGCAAUAAUUUCAGACCACAACUGUGAUUUGUCCCUUUUGUCAAAUGCAUUUCGCUAUCUGAUCUAUGCAUUCCCAGUGUUUCGGAGAUAACCUGUUACCCCAAACUGUUGGUGAAGCAAUGAGCUAAUCGACUGAUCACAAUAAAUUGGAUUAUUUAAUGUAUCCAUAUGUCACUACACCCAAAUUGCUUAGGAUCUGACCAGUGCUUGCAGUAAAUAAUGCUGCCAAAAAAGUCUUUAUUUUCUUUAUAAACACUAGGUGCUAGUUCUGAUACCCAAGCACACAGGUUUUGCUGAGGGGGAGGGAAGCAAACUUUCAGCUAUUGUGUAAAUUGCCAUGUUUAAAUAAAAAUGCAUACGUUA